Molecule: messenger RNA, 3910 nt
Organism: Otolemur garnettii (small-eared galago)
Lineage: Eukaryota; Metazoa; Chordata; Mammalia; Primates; Galagidae
Gene: EPN3
Product: epsin 3
Exons: 10
Coding region: 462-2384 (640 amino acids)
Biological process (GO): endocytosis
Cellular component (GO): endosome; plasma membrane; clathrin vesicle coat
Molecular function (GO): phospholipid binding; clathrin binding
Source: RefSeq, a predicted model, not a curated record
CUGUUACAGCUGAGGCAGACCUGCCGGGCCAGCUGAGCAACUUCCCUCCGGAGUGCUGGCUGCCGCUGGCUGGCCGUGCCGGUGUCUCAGAGGCAAAAGGCAAGAGGCAGAGCUGCUACCCAUUCGGGGACCCUGCCGCUGCCCUUCUGAGGGGUCCACGCCUCCUGGGAGUGGGUGGGUCUCUGGGACAAGGGUCUAUGGUGGAUGGCUCUGGAGACGUUCCGAGGCUGUGCCAUCCCCCUGCCGCACAGGACAGGUUGGAGGGUCACGGCGGUGGAAGCUACUGGGGCCAGGGCUGGGGCCAAGGGAGCCUGCGCUGGAGCCCCAUGUGGAACCCAAGGACGCAGCCACCCUGCUGAGAGCACGGCGGCCCAUCCUUCAAGACCGUGACCUCGAGACGGUGGCCCUCAGCCCUCCACCUCCGGCGGGGUCGGGGGCUGCCCACCUCCAAGUCCCCAGCAAUGACGACCUCCGCACUCCGGCGCCAGGUGAAGAACAUCGUGCACAACUACUCCGAGGCAGAGGUCAAGGUGCGCGAGGCCACUAGCAAUGACCCCUGGGGCCCGCCCAGCUCUCUCAUGUCAGAAAUCGCUGACCUGACCUUCAACACGGUGGCCUUUGCCGAGGUCAUGGGCAUGCUGUGGCGGAGGCUCAACGACAGUGGCAAGAACUGGCGGCACGUGUACAAGGCGCUGACACUGCUGGACUACCUGCUCAAGACAGGCUCUGAGCGGGUGGCCCACCAGUGCCGAGAGAACCUGUACACCAUCCAGACGCUCAAGGACUUCCAGUAUAUUGACCGUGAUGGCAAGGAUCAGGGUGUCAAUGUGCGAGAGAAGGUCAAACAGGUGAUGACCCUCCUCAAGGACGAGGAGCGCCUGCGGCAGGAGCGAACCCAUGCCCUCAAGACAAAGGAACGCAUGGCGCUGGAGGGCAUGAGCAUCGGCAGCGGGCAGCUAGGCUUCAGCCGCCGUCACGGUGAGGACUACGGCCACCCCCGAGGUUCCCCGUCCUCCUAUAACUCCUCCUCCUCAUCCCCCCGCUACACCUCUGACCUGGAGCAGGCCCGGCCUCAGACGUCAGGAGAAGAGGAGCUGCAGCUGCAGCUGGCCCUGGCCAUGAGUCGAGAGGAGGCUGAGAAGCCAGUUCCCCCAGCCUCCCACAGGGACGAGGACCUGCAGCUGCAGCUGGCUCUGCGCCUGAGCCAGCAGGAGCACGAGAAGGAGGUGAGGUCCUGGCAGGGAGAUGACUCCCCCAUAGCCAAUGGUGCAGGGGCCACUGGCCGCCUACGGCAGGACAGAGAGCCGGAGAGAGAAGAGAAAAAGAAGGAGAAGCUGAAAACCAGCCAGUCCUCCAUCCUGGACUUGGCCGACAUCUUCGUACCUGCCCCGGCCCCGCCCUCCACACACUGCUCUGCUGACCCAUGGGACAUCCCAGGUCUUAGGCCAAACACAGAGGCUGGUGGUUCAUCCUGGGGGCCUUCUGCAGACCCCUGGUCUCCAGUCCCCUCAGGAAAUGUCCUGUCCCGAAGCCAGCCCUGGGACUUGACUCCUAUGCUCUCCUCCUCUGAGCCCUGGGGCAGGACCCCAGUGCUGCCUGCUGGACCCCCAACCGCAGACCCAUGGGCACCGACCUCUCCCCACCACAAACUUCCAAGUGCUGGGGCUGACCCUUGGGGGGUCUCCAUGGACACCUCUGACACACCUGGUGGUACCUCGACCUUUGACCCAUUUGCCAAACCUCCAGAAUCCACAGAGACCAAGGAGGGCCUGAAGUGUGCCCAGGCUCCACCUUCUGGGAAGCCCAGCAGCCCUGUGGAACUGGACCUGUUUGGAGAGCCCAGCCCCAGUUCUAAGCAAAAUGGCAUGAAGGAGCCAGAUGCCUUUGACAUGGGAGUACUAGGGGAAGCACUAACGCAGCCCAGCAAGGAGACCCGGGCGUGCGGGACUCCUGAGUCCUUCCUGGGGCCCUCAGCCUCUUCCUUGGUCAACCUUGACUCGUUGGUCAAGGCGCCCCAGGCUGCAAAGACUCGGAACCCCUUCCUGACAGGUCUCAGCGCUCCAUCCCCCACCAACCCGUUCGGCCCUGGCGAGCAGGGCAGGCCUACACUGAACCAGAUGCGAACCGGGUCGCCGGCACUGGGCCUGGCGGCGGGCGGGCCCGUAGGGGCGCCCCUGGGCUCCAUGACCUACAGUGCCUCCCUUCCCCUCCCGCUCAGCAGCGUGCCGGCCGGCGUGACCCUCCCCGCCUCGGUCAGCGUCUUCCCCCAGGCCGGCGCCUUUGCGCCACAGCUCGCCGGCCUCCAGCAGCCACUGCUGCCCACGUCUGGUUCCGCGGGGCCGCUGCACCCGCCCUCUCAGCCCGGCACCAACCCGUUCCUCUGAGCGCCGCUCCACCCCAGGCCUGCUGGCGCAGGCGCGCUUCGCCUCCGGGCUGGAGCCGGGAGGUGGUGCGUGUUGAACACUGGUACAAACUUCGGUGACCCGGCCCUAAAGCAGCUCCAGAACCUAGAGACUGGCGAUGACCUGGGAGCUGGAGACUGAACGCACCCAUAAUAAAGACCAGACGCCUAGCCCUCUGCUCUCACCAAGUGGACUUACUGCGGGGCGUGGCUGCCGGGUCUGGACCACAACAAGGAUUACCCGCGGCAGAGGAAACUACUCCUCCAUCUGGGUCCCCAAACUGCUCCCACACCCUCUGUAGCUCCUUUCAACUCUCCUCACCCUCAUCCCCCAUCAGCGUGACACCUUCGCUUCCAGAUGCUCCUAGGUUCUCGCUGAUUCGAUGAAUUCAUUUAUCACACGUAGGCACUGAGGGUGACCUAACAGCAAGGGACAAUAGGCGUUUGGUUCCAUUUAUUGAACACUCAUGUGCUAAGCACUUUAGGCAGAUCAGUUCGUUUAAUCCUUGAAACGUCUCUCUGAGGUACAUAACGUCACUCUCACCCAGAUCACCUGCAUAAUUCGUGAGCCCAGUACAAAAUGAAAAUGGGGGUCUCUGUUCAAAAUUGGGUUAAGAAUUUCAAAAUGGGGACAGCAGCAUAAAACCAAGCUCAAAGCCCUCUGAGGUGUGACUGCACAGGUUUCUCAUUCUGGCAGCUGGCGCUGCUCUCAUUUUGCAAGCAAGGACACCUGGGCACAGAGAGGUUAAGUGGCAUGCUGGAAGUCACAAAGCUAGCACAGAGAGAGGCUGGAACUCAAGAGUCAGACAGUCUGGCUCCAGGGCAGGAGCUCUAUAUUUAACUUAGCAAAUACUGAGCGACUGCUGUGAGCAAAGUGCUGUGCUCACCUGGGAGGGAUCCAGGAAUUGCUAAACCCACAACCUCUAGGAGCUCAGAGCUUAUUAGCAGGGCAGAUAAGCCAGAGGCCCGUGGCAUGGGGUAGGUGCAGGAGCUCCUGUGUCUUACCCAGUCAUCUUAAAUCCAGCUUUACCUUCUCACCAGGGCUGGCAAGAAACUCAACCUUAGCCAAGGAGUCUGAUCCCUAUGUGGGCUCUGGGUUACCAAGGGUAGGGGCAGGUUUGGUACAUCGGGGGGGGGGGGCUUUCACAUAGUCAUUCUUACUCUUUUUCUGGCCCCUGAUCACUGGACCACUGGAGACUGAUGUGUCCUCAGUGCUAAGGUCUGUCUCUGCAAGCAGUCUACAGCCACCCCCAGCUUUCUUUUGGGGUGCUAUGGGCAAACAGCUUUUCAUAGGCCAGAAAUGCCAAAUUCAGUGGGGUGGGCACAAUGCUAUUCUCCUUCCUGAGGUAGGGGUUGGGGGAAGUAGUCCCACAGUAGCAGAUAGAAUAGACAAGAACACUGGCUUAGGAGUCAGACUGACUGUUCAAAACUGCUCCAAGGUUUGAACCUAAUAAUAGUAAUCACUUAAUAAUAAGUGGUUAUGAUCUCUGACCUUGAGUAAAUUACUUA